GGGAGAUAUGGAGAGAGGGACAGUUUUCUCAAAACACAUUCAUAAUAAGCAGAUGUAAUUGUUUUCUUGCUCUCGACGAAGUCAACCAGCAAAAUCCCCUCUGCAUCCCAGAAUAUGGUGGCCAGGACCUUUCCUCUUGACCGCUCGGAUUUUGCUUUGACUGUUCUAUUUCCACCCCUGGGGGGCAGCCCCUGCUUUGAUUGAAUUUUGACCUCAGGAUCAUACUGGUAGAGCCGUGUUUCAUCCCCUGCCACAAUUCUCUGCAAUAAAGCUUCAGAGUCUUCAUCCCAUUUGUUAAACAUUUCCAUUGAAAGAGCUACCCUGAUUUGCUGCUGAUUUGGGCGAAACAGCCUAAAGACUCAUUGAGCGGAAAGCUUGCUUAGCCCCAAACUCUCCACCAGAAUUGUGUGCAGAACCCACAGAGAUGCUGUGUGUGUCUGCUGCUAAUUCAGUGGUUAUUCGCCUGUCCUUUUCAAACAUGUUUCGAACAUCAUCAAUGUUUUCCUCACUAACUGAUGUUUAUGGCCUGACAUUGCGGGGCUCAUCAAUAAUUUCGUUUUUUCCACUUCUGAACCGACUUAUCCAUUUGUAUAUUGUUGAUUUCUUUGAGGCAUUGUCACCAUAAACUUGUCAGUGAUUUGCCUAUUCUCCCAACCGAGUUUCACCAUGAAUUUAAUGUUUGUCCUGGCCUCGAUUUUGGUGGAUUCCAUGUUGUUUGAAUGGUACCCGAUGGUACUUUCGGUUCAUGUUUGAACACGUUAUAACACUUUGGUAUGAGAAUGUUCAGGUGUAUUGAAAUCAAAGUCCUUCCAUAUGAUUUUAGUUAGGGACUUUUUCCUUCGUACUAUGUAUAUAUAUAUACUAAAUAUAUAUAUAUAUAUAUAUAUAUAUAUACAUUAUAUAUCCCAAUGCCGACGGGCAUGACGUGUACAUUCGUGCCAUGCCCACUGUGAGUUACUUGUUUAAUUGUUUUUAACACACAGAUGGCCACACUUGUACUAAUACACCAAUGAGCCAAUUACGAGCACUGCCUGCCUCGCCCGUUUACCCUUUUCUUUGAUUUACGAAAAUAUUUUACUUUAUCUUAUUUUACUUUAUCUUAUAUAUCUUAUAUAUAUACGUAUGUCUGCGUGUGUGCGUGCGCGUGCGUGCGUGCCUAACUGCCUGUGUGCCAAUGCUUGUGUUUAUUUGUGUUUAAUUAUAUAAGUAGGUAAGUACGUAGGUAUACGCUUACGUAUGUAUGUAUGAGCUAGAGUGAAAUUGAGAUCCAAGAAACUGGAAGUGGGAGUGAGAGUAGAGAUAGUGAGAGUGAGAGAGAGAGAGCAGGAAUAUAAGAGCCAGAGAGGAAAAGAGAAGGGAAAGGGGGAGUGGGGUGAAGAACGAGAGUGAUUAUGAGAGUGAAAUAAAGUAGGGAAAGGAUAAUGUAGUGUUGCCUGAGCUCAACGUCAACAUCCAGUGUGUAACGUAAGAAAACAGUACAUAGUUCCGCCACCCUAUUCCGGCCUCUGUAAGAAAAUCAAUAUCGACGUAGGGCGUCCAUGUGGACCUGGUGGCUCCAACCUGAGAAGGGAAGCAAGGUGCAGAUAACGGCUAUUGAUCGGCGAUGACUCCUCUGAUCUUGUUGUCCCAUUUUCUUCGGCUGGUAGUCUGGGUUGAGAGCAACCUUUUUGUGGUUAUGUUUGCUGAUUAGUUUUUGAUAGAUGGGUUUCCCAAAGACAUAUUUUCUUUAAGAAAGAGUAUUACUCAUCCUUUAAGCAAAUGUCAGAUUGAGAAUGAUAUUGGGAAUGCUGUAAAUGAAGUAUAAAAAGUAGCUAGCAUCGCACUAAGUAGGCCCUCACCUCCGCUCUCACGCCUCCCUCUUUCUGCUCUCACUGUCGGUCUCCCCCGCGCCUCUCCGCUAGCCCGCUCUCCCCGUUUCUCCCCUUUGCUACAUCCAUCGCUUCAGCACGUUUGAUUUCUUAUGUCGGUCGAAACAUUUUCCGUUUUGGUAUCAAGUAAUGGGUUCCAUGGGUUGAGGGAAAUAAAUAUGAGAAUUCCAGAGGCCACUAUAAGCAACUGUGUGGCUACAAUUCUGUCCCUGCCACAAUUCACCUUCCUCCAUCUCGAGAGACGGGGAUUUAAGUCGUGGCCUGCUAUCUUGAUAUUCCCUAUGAAAUCUUCCGUCAUAAUCUAGUAUUAUGUUUAGUAUUAUAUUUUCAUGAUCUUCUUGAAGCACAAAAAGGCCAAAGGCAUUCUAUUUAGUUAUAUUGUGCAGAAUGAAGAGCAAAAGAUAAAAUAGUGUGGGUUUCAUCCAUAUGUAUAAAACUGCCUUGCCAGUUCACACUAGUUACUAAGUGUUGUACCUUACUUAACCGUAUAUACUACACAACAUCUAAUAUUGAAGACAGGUUAGUAUGGCAUGACUUUUAGUCAUUAUCCCCCCUUCUCAUUCUAUACAAAAACUCUGUUCGACGAUUUCUGAACCCAGUCUCCAACAAACGCUCGAAUUUCAUGAAGGACAUAAAUCAUUUCAGUACAGUAUUUAUGAUCAGUAAAUUUCUUCCAUCUUAUGACACGAUGUGUAAGGAACACCUAUGUCACUGCCCGAUGCAUUUACCUUUCCUCUCCGUUCUAGUAUCAUCACCGCCCAAUCUCUAUUGUCUUUAAGCCCAGCUUGUAAGAUGUGUGCGUCCAUCCUCCCUCCUAUCCUCCCUAGGUCUCUCCCCCAAUGGGUCCUCCCUCGCGUCCCCCCCGCACUCCCCGCGCACUCGCACACCCCUCAGCCGGCACUGACGAGGCAUCAGCCCAGAGACUCACUCACUCCCGAACCUCCUAGUCCCCUCCUCGAGUUCUCACAAUUACCCUUCUUGUACCAUACCCUUGCCUUACCCUUGUUCCCUUCCAUUCUUACUUGCUGUUUAAGAAACGAAGACCACUCACAGCAGAAAACGAAGGCUCGUGUUGUGAGAUACGAGGUGUAGAAAAUUAAACAUUUAUCUGUCCACAUUACGAUUGGUUUACGAUGGUCAGAAUUUGGAAAUAUAAAACAUGUUCAGUGUCAUAAACAUUACGAAAGGAAGUGGGCAAGUGACUCCAAAGAUCAUAUGAACAGAUGAUGAGUUCUUGUUGGAAACUAUUUCACACAACUGAGAACGCCGUUCUUUUUUUUUGUCAUCUUAUAUAGUCCCUGGAGAUAAGAAUGCUAGAAGGAGUCGGGAUGCCGUUGGUCUACAGCACAGGUGCUGCAGGUGGGCGGGAACAACGCCGUCCGAUGUGGACUCAACACGAGAAAGCUGUAUUGCGUCUGCUUAUGCGUCAGUAUGCUGGUGUUACUGAAUUCGAUCCACCUGAUGUUCACAAGCAUCCAAUCAGAAACGAAAUGUGGAGGCUUCUGACAGCUCGGUACAAUGCCCAUCCUCACGUGCGAUCAAGAGAUACCAAACAACUUAGAAAGGCGUGGGAAAACCUGAAAUACCGAGCCCGCAAAUUGGGGUCUGAAAGCCAGCGAAGUGGAAGACAGCAAAAUAACAAUGAAUCAAAUUGGCCCUUGGAUGGAGUCACCCUCCCAGGGCCGCCAACCUCCCCGACGGCGAACACUACUGCUUCCCGGGAGACAGGGGAGGUUGGGGAAUGGAGAUGCUCUGAAGAUUCGCAAAAAAAUGACGAUGACCUCGAAGAAUCUGAGAAAAAAUGUAAAGAGGAAAUAGAAGAGGAGAAUUCUCAGAACACUGACAAUCCAAAUAUUCACUCUCUGAGUGAUAGGGAAACAUCUGUUCUGAAUUUACAUCCUAUCGUGUCGUCACUUCUUGGUGGGGGUUUAGGACCUUUAGCCACAACUCUACCGUUUCUAGCAUCACCUCCAAGUUCCCAGCUCGCUACUGGACUGCUUUUGCCCCACGCAAUAUCUAACUUGGGAUCAACUGGGGAUACUGACAUUUGUCAAUCAGCACUGAGGUCUUCCAUGGAUUCUGUUUCCACUACCUCUACUUCACCCACAACGGCCACCUCCACCCCGUUACCAACUGCCACUACCUCAGGCAUUAGCACCUCUACCUCAGGAACGUCCAUCGCCAUUAGCAGUGUGUCUCAGGUAAACAGUGACACUUUAACAAUAACCACCUCUGCUUCGUCAACCACCCCAGAGAAACUGAAAUCGGCGGAAGAUCCAGGGAAUUCAUGUGCAGCACAGGAACGACUUCAGCAGCGCGUGUCUAUUGUGGAGGGGAACAUACGUCACGCAGAGGAGCAGCAUCAAGCGCAACUCCAGCUCCUUCGGCUUCAGAUGGCACAGGCAAUUGCUGAGCACGAUGCCAAAAUGAGGGUACUAGCUGCACAGCUCGAGUAUUGGCAGAGGCGACUUCGUGUUCAGCAGAGAGUCACGUAUGCUUUGUCAGCCAUUACACAAAGUGACCCUGAUUUGGAAGACGAGCAGAUACCUUGACUUCUUUUCAAAAUUUGUGUUUACGGCAGUGGUUUACUUUUGAUUGCUAAUGUAAGAAAGGUUGUGAGUUUAUGUAUGCUCAAUGUAGUAUCUGAUGAAGAUAUAAAUUCUUGGUUGUUAAGCUAGCAUUUCGAUUGUUUGAAAGGAAAAUGUUAAAAUAGUUGAUACAGUGGUAUUAUGUAUGUGUAAGUAAAUGUAUGUAAUUCAGGAAAAGAAAACAUUAGUGCUGUUCAUAAUUCAUUGCAUACUGGCUUCACCAUCGGUUAUUUAUUUAUUCAUUUAUUCACGUGAAAAUACAAACUUUUCAGUCUUCUCCAAAUAGCCUGAAAUGAGGAUAAACCUACUUGCGCUGAAAUUAGAAUGUACAAAUUCAUUAUACUUUAUACAACUUUUGCCAGAUAACUUCUUACAAAUGUACAUAUAGAUGACAAUAUUCUCAAUGCAUUUGAACAAAGAAUAUAUUUUAGUUACAUAUAGGAAGAUGUAUUGCCAAUAAAAAUACAUCAGCAA
Molecule: messenger RNA, 4930 nt
Organism: Penaeus chinensis
Lineage: Eukaryota; Metazoa; Arthropoda; Malacostraca; Decapoda; Penaeidae
Product: myb/SANT-like DNA-binding domain-containing protein 3
Exons: 2
Coding region: 3179-4420 (413 amino acids)
Source: RefSeq, a predicted model, not a curated record